AUGAGUGCUCACUGGAUACCCUGUUGGAUCAGACAAAAACUAGUGCAAGAGGUACAAGAAUUCAUCUCAGGGACAUGCUGGCUAGGGACGACUGACAAGAACUUGUUGUGGGCCCCUGCCAUCAUGGGCAUUGGAAAAGAUAAAAAAUAUAGAUUUUAAUUUUGAAAAAUUAAUCAAGAUUAACAUAUUACAAUUUAUAUUUCAAAAAUCCAAACUUACGAAAAUAUUACCGAAAAAUUUAACAAAUUAUAUUCGGUACAUUAAUUGGAAAGUUUAAUACUGAAAAAUGGUAUUUCCGGAAAAUUUUCUUACUCCUCCCUGUUUGCCAACAAUUUUGGGGAACGAUACUUUCCAAUAUAACAUGUUACUGCAACCAAAGAUCGUUAAAACCUUUAAUAAAUGGCACUCUUUAACAUAUUGCGUUAAAACAUAGCAUGUAGCAACGUGCAGUGCAUAUAAUUUUUAAAGUGGGCAUUUUCUCAACAAUCGGUUUUAGACAAUCAGAAAUAUAGAUAAUUCUACCGAUUUUGAUUUCUACCAAUAAGGCAAAAAUCGGCCCGAUGCCGAUACCGAUUAUCAGUCAAUCACUAUACUUGUUGGAACAACUUGUUGCGAGUCUGUUGGCCUCAUCAACCUUGUUACAAGAUGAUAACAACUUGUUCCAGAUUUGUCAACAACUGGAAACAAACAGUGCAAACACACCUUGUUGACAAGCGGCGAGAUUUUUACACGCACACGCGUGUCUUACCUAUGCUGAAUUGUGCUUUUAAUACAACAGCGGUCGACAACAGUAAAAAUAAACUAAUAAAUCGUUCAAGGCUGUUUUCGUAUAUAUUCUAGGAAAGCAGCCGCAUCAAUAAGGGAGGUGAACUGGUCGUACAAUCAAGUCGUUUUAGAAAUCAACAAAAGAACUUGAUGGAUGGUGUUCAAAAAGUUCGAGAAAUAUUGGAGAAUGUUUCAAUUAUUCCGAAUGAAACAUCGGAUGACAAGAAAGCAAAGAUUACUGAAUUGUAUGUAAGAUUUCUGUCGAAAGACAAUGUGAGUUGUUGACAGUCGCAAUCCUCUUCUUUGAGCUGGUUUGAAUUUUUGAGAGUUUUGCCUUGUUUGACCGGUCACGAGAUAGGAAUGUUUUGCCGGAUACCGGGUGGUACUGGACAACAGUAUUAAAUCAGAUACUAAUGGUGGCACUUGGACAAUACACCAGAGCUUGAAAUAACCGAGCUGAUCAGCGAUCAAUGAUCGGCAAGAAAUUGCCGCUUAUGAUCGUCGGAAAAGCAGGGUUUCCAACCUGAAAAAGCAGGGAAAGUCAUGACUGCCGAUCACCAUGAUCGGGAACUUUGGGAACGUUAUUUCAAGCCCUGAUACACUGGAAAGAAAUAAGGAAAUAAGGAAAUCCAUACUAUGGAACUUGCAUUAGUACAUCACUAAAUCCAUACUAUAUCCACAGUUUGGAAAUUGCAAUUAGCCUUUUCCCAAAAGAGAUCACAGUGCAUUCUGGGAUCGUUUGGAGGGACAAAAUAUAUGGUGACAGGCGUCAAAUAUGUGAUAGAGUAGAAGUAUCUAGUAUCAAAUAUUAAAUAUUUAGACGACCAAAAAUGAAAUAUCUCCUUUUUAUAUUAAACUUUUAAUUUAAAUGUGUGCUGCCAUAUUUCUUGUUCUUCCAACAUGGGAUUUGCGUGACUAGACCCAGGACUUUGGGAAAUGGCUAAUUAGUAUGAACAUAAUUGGAUUUCCAUCCUAUUUCCACGAAGAUCCAUACUAUUUCCACGAAGAUCCAUACUAUUUCCACGAAGAUCCAUACUAUUUCCAUAAUAAGGAUUUUGAAAAAAAAACUCCAGUGAAUAUUUCACUAUUUUCCCUCGUAAAAUUCAACAAUUAUAGGAUGAGAUUGAGCAUGAUAUAAAAUAUUAUCAAGCCCAAAGUUUCUGUUAUCAACCGAAGCCGAAGGCCAAGGAGCUCCGGCGGAUGCCGGUUUAUCUUGAAAGUCCUAGAUGUUCAUAUAACUAUUUUCUAUAAUUUCUCAUUUUUUAAUUUUUAUAUAGGAUCAAAUCUGAUCAUGAACGACGUUUAAAGGAGAAGAAAUUAAGAUCGCAGAGAAAACAGGAGAGGUCCAGGAAUGAAUAG
Paramuricea clavata is the source of this 2124-nucleotide messenger RNA. The record is from the annotation of a GenBank genome assembly. Lineage: Eukaryota; Metazoa; Cnidaria; Anthozoa; Malacalcyonacea; Plexauridae.